UUUGUUAACAGGAUGCGUCUGACGGCUCAUCGUAGUGUACUAAUUGAAUUUGACGGAUAUUCGUAGGGAUGAAUAGAAAAUCAGCUUGUCUUGUGAAUUGAGUCGGGAAUUGACAAUGCUGCAGGGCUGUCGCAGAACUUAUUAUGUGACGCGAACUGUAUCUUACUGGGUCGCAAAAUAAUAGAAGUUGCGUUGAGGGAGAGGUAUGUUUGUAAACAUACUGUCGCUAUUGGAAUUGAAUCGUCUUUUCUGUAUCGCCGAAUGUAAAUGGAUAUGGCAGAAGAGCGCAAAAGCAGAAAGGGAAUGAGUUCUCCAAUACCUGUUCCAUCUGGAGGCUCACGUCAAAGUUAUGAUCUGUCAUCUCCUGGCCACCUUCCAGAUCAGGGGAGAGUAAUGACACCACCAAAUUCUUCAGGCCGUGCAUCAGUAGGAGCAUCAAUUGAUCAGGGGAGAGUAAUGACUCCACCAAAUUCUUCAGGACGUGCAUCAGUGGGAGCGUCGAUCAAUGUAGCAAACUGGCUUGACAACAGUGUGUCUAAAUCUGGAGAAUCUCCUGCAUCCGACAAGUUACAACCUCUAACAAGAAAAGAGUCAUACAAAGCCCAGCGCAAAAACUACUGCCGAGAGAAGAAAAGAGUGGCCAAAGAACUACUGAGCUCUCUCAAAGAUCCAUCCGUAAUUGUAUUAGCUGACUGGUUAAAAGUUCGUGGCACACUUAAGAGUUGGACUAAGUUGUGGUGUGUGCUAAAACCAGGACUUUUACUAUUGUACAAGAGCUUAAAAUUGAAGAGUAGUCACUGGGUAGGAACAAUCCUUCUCAAUACAUGCCAGGUAAUUGAAAGGCCUUCAAAAAAGGAUGGAUUCUGCUUCAAACUUUUCCACCCACUGGAGCAGUCCAUAUGGGCACCUAGAGGACCACACAAUGAAACGAUUGGUGCUGUUGUUCAGCCAUUGCCAACAUCUUACCUGAUAUUCAGAGCACCUUCACAAGCAGCUGGCAAGUGCUGGCUUGAUGCUCUGGAGCUCUCUCUCCGUUGUUCAUCAUUAUUGGUUAGGAGUAGUAGUGCCUGUAACAGAGGCUCAACUGAUGCUACUACCAGCCAUGAAACACAGUGGAGUGAAGCUGAUUAUGAGCGCCAUUUCAAUGAUCAUGAUUUGGAUGACCUCAGCCAGCCGGACAAUGUACCUGAACAGCUCUCACUGUCAGACUCAGAUUCAGAGGGAUCAACUGGCAAGCGAGAUGAAGUGGGUGAUCUGCUGGAUGACCCACCUGAGACCAUAUAUGUUCACCAUGAGGAACGUCCAGAAGAGUUUGGAAGUGCUGGAGAGCAAGUUGAGGAGCUAGCAGAAGAGAAUAAAUCUCUGAUAUGGUAUCUUGUAAAGCAAGUUCGUCCUGGUAUGGAUCUGUCAAAAGUUGUCCUGCCUACUUUUAUAUUAGAACCACGGUCAUUUCUUGACAAGCUGUCUGAUUCCUACUAUCAUGCAGAUAUUCUUUCACAGGCAGUACUGGAGGAUGAUGCCUUUACCAGAAUGAAGGGUGUUGUAAAAUGGUACCUGUCGGGUCUUUAUAAAAAACCAAAAGGCUUAAAGAAACCUUACAAUCCAAUCCUUGGUGAAACAUUCCGCUGUUACUGGGAGCAUCCAAAUUCAUCUCGGACUUUUUAUAUUGCUGAACAGAUUUCACAUCAUCCUCCAGUGUCAGCAUUUUAUGUAACCAAUCGGAGAGAUGGAUUCUGCAUCAGUGCCUCAAUUUUAGCAAAAUCAAAAUUCUAUGGGAAUUCUACAUCAGCUAUUUUAGAUGGAGUGGCUGUUCUAACAUUCCUUCCACGUGGUGAAGACUAUAGCAUUACCAUACCAUAUGCACAUUGUAAAGGUAUCCUCAUGGGAACACUAACUAUGGAAUUGGGUGGGAAGGUCACAAUAGAAUGUGAAAAAACAGGAUACCGCACUGAAAUUGAGUUCAAAUUGAAGCCCUUUCUGGGUGGUGCAGAACAGACAAACAUGAUAUCGGGACAGUUAAAGUUGGGGAAGGAAACCUUGGCAACGUUGGAUGGAUACUGGGACAGCAGUGUAUUCAUCAAAGAUCGGCGUACAGGGGAGGAGCAACUACUGUGGAAGCCUACACCUGAGAUAAAAUCGAAGAGGUUGAAACGUUACACAGUUCCUAUUGAACAUCAAGGUGAAUGUGAAUCUGAAAAUUUAUGGCAACAUGUCACUGCAGCAAUUCUACGAGAUGACCAGGUUGCCGCUACAGAAGAGAAGACAGUUUUGGAAGAAGCACAGAGGGCUGCAGCAAAGGAACGGAAGAUAAAGGGUAUUGAAUGGAUACCAAAACAUUUUGAGCAGGAUAUUAUAUCUGGCCAGUGGGUUUACAAACAUGCUGAUCUACGGCCAUGGGAUCCCCGCAAUGAUGUAUUGCAAUAUGAAUACAGCUAUGUAAUUCAGACAAAAACAAGACACAGGACACCAAUGAUUCGUACUGCCAGCAUUGUCAGUGUUGAUCCUCAGAAUACACUUCGUCAAACAGAAUCACGCUCAUCUGUAACAGUAAUAAAGUCAUCGAAACACCAGCUUUCUACGCAAGUGAGUCCAGUUGACAGGAACAGUGGAAGCUCAUCCCCAGAAUUCCACAGUGAUUCCAGCCACACUGAAAGGCAUAAAAGUAGUUCUUGUGGGUCUGCAAGAGUGAAAGAAAGCCUCGCUGUAAUGCAGUCACAUCUUCAAGAACAGCAUGAAAGGUUAUCUCGCAUUCAGCAUAAUCUAGAGCAGUUGGGGAAGCUACAAAGGGAGCAAGAGAAGGAGAGACAACUUAAUUUUAACAGGCAGUUAUACCGUGCAGCUGUUUUACUUAUUGUGAUUCAGUCCUUCAUAACAAUUAUUUUCUCUUACAUAGUUCAGUGGAAGUAAUUUACUAUUGGGUGACAUAUCUGUGUGAGCAUAUGCUUAACACAGCUGUGUACCUACUGUGACAGCUAUAGAAGAAAAAACAACCCUCUGUGAUAUAUUUUGUUUGGUUUCAAAAUGGCAUCUUUGAUCAUAAUAGUGAACUGUUUUAGUUGCAUUUAAAAUUGAGAGAGAUUGAAUGGCACGUAUGUUCCAUAAAACAUUUGUAAAUUUUUGUAAUACUGUCACUGUAAAAUCGAGCUGAUAAUGUAAGUUAUGUUCUGGUACCUCACAUUUUAUUUAAAAUGUGCUGUGACUGUUGUGCAGCUGUUUCCCAGUGAACUUAGAUUGUUCAGAUGUUGUAGAUAUUAUUUCGUUUCUGUGUUUGUGUGAAAGAGUGGUAAAUAUUGAGCCUAGUCUGUCUAGGGGCAUGGAUGAUCAGACAUGUGUUCUUUCAAAAUUUGGCGGAAAGAAAGUAAACAAGCAUCUUGCUUCUGUGUCAUUGUCAACUGAGUGAAACUGAAAUGUGAUGUGCUUCCAACUCCCCCCCCCCCCCCCCCUCUGUCUCUCUCGCUUUGUGUGUGUGUGUGUGUGUGUGUGUGUGUGUGUGUGUGUGAGAGAGAGAGAGAGAGAGAGAGAGAGAGAGAGAGAGAGAGAGCAAAGCUGUAAUGAAAUUUGCUGUAUUGCACUGUUGUACUGUUGUAUUAUAUUUACAUAGUUCUUUUUUUUUUUUUUAGUAAACUAUGCUCGGCAGCUAUUUUCUCAUGUCAUAUUCAGUUAGACCUAACUAGUGCUUGCUCUAAUAUUUUACUUUUACAGUCCAGUGAUGUCACUGUAGUGAUUAUUUUGUUGCUGUUUAUGUAGCCAGAUCUUAGUUUUUUCUCGGUCUUACCUUGCUGCAAGAAAGUUGUGAGGAAAAAUUUUUGUAAAUGGUGCUAUGUGCACAUACAUUAUAUAUGUGUGUAAUGAUUCAGUGUUUUGAAAUACAUGAAGUCUUGUGCAAGUAAGGGUGUAGGAUAUUUUAAAACUUCUGAGAUGUAAUUGGUGAAUGACAGAAGUACAAGGCAUCCUUUAUUUCGUAUCCUGUAAUCUUGUAUUUCACGUCCUGUAACUUUGCUUAUCCUGUCAAAUGGGAGUAGUGCUGCUGCCACCUGUCAUUCUGUAAUAUAAAGUUAAACAAAUGCUGGACCUUGUUGUUUUAUGCUUGUUACAUAUUUGAGAUGAAAGCCUGCUGUAUUAACCCAAGAGAAACCACAAAAAACCUAGAUGUUAAUCAUGAGGUGUAUUUUAUCAGUGACUGUACAGUGUAUCCUUUGUCUGAAAAGAGUUGAGUUAAUGCUUAGAAAACUUUUUGCAUUAGAUGUAGCAAUUAGUAUUUCAUAUAUCAAAAGUAGAUAGCUAGCAGCAGAAAUAGGUUUCACUGACCUUCAUUUGAAAAAUCCUGAAAGCAUAGCAAGUUCACAUAUCUUUCUUUAUUCUACCAGAAACUGUGUUGCUUGGGAAGUUUUUUAAUCAUUAUUAUUAUAAUAGAGACUGCAAGGAACAGAUGACACCUCUAUUUAAACAUUUGUCUUCUACUUUUUAUGGUAAGUCAUUAAGAACUGUACACUGGCCUAUCUCAAAUUGUAUAUAAGGUACACACAAUGGUUGGUGUGGGUAGACUGUGAAUCAAUAUGCACUGAAACAUUACUCGUUUGAUAGUGAAUACAGUAGGACACAAGGAGUCAAGGAGACAAAAUUAUUGAUUGGUAUCAAGUUAAAUCAGACAAUGUGGGGAGAAGCAGCUCAUUUAUAACAGAUGCGAGAAUUAUACCUUUGUUCAUGGGGGGAAAAGAGGCUAGGGUACAACAGGUUGAGAAAUAUACCUUUGAUCAUGAAGUUUAGUUGUUAAUUUUAAAACUGCCAUGGGGUUUCUCUGAAAAAAGUUGUGGAAGCUGUACUGACAAGGGUAACAGAUUAAAGAUUCUAGAAUGUUGUUCAGACAACUGUAGAGAGAAUAAACAUUUAUAUUGUUUUACCAAUUGAAUAUUACCAGUUAAUUUCAGUGAUCCAGUGAAUUACUAAAUAAUAUUUAUAGUACACAAACUAAAAGUAUAUGAUGUCACUUUUUUAUAUUCUGUAAUGACCAUGAACAACUUUUUUUUAUUUUUAAGAUAUGGACACUCCUAUAGGUAAGCCAUGAAGUCAUGAACUGUACAUAACAUUCACUCGAAAAAUAAGCACAAAAUUCCAUUCUCCACAUUGCUCUAAUUUCAAUCUGAAGUAAGAUUAGUGCAUCAUUAUAACUUUAGUUGGCCUACAAACAGAAAAAAGAAUUCUGAAAAUAAUUAAUAACACGUUGUUUGACACGACAUUCUCUACAAUAAUAAUAAACAUACAGAAGUUUCAUGAAGUAUGAUUAACAAAGAGUCCAAAAGAUGUGCAUGUGUACGCUCCUGCUGAUGCAAUAAAUAAAGAAAACUGUUGUGAUGAUCAAUUUAAAACUGUAGGUUAGUAGAUGGAAAGCAUGGCGUAAAGAAUGGUAACAUGCAUUUUACUUCAACAGUGAGAUGUAGA
Molecule: messenger RNA, 5439 nt
Organism: Schistocerca nitens (vagrant locust)
Lineage: Eukaryota; Metazoa; Arthropoda; Insecta; Orthoptera; Acrididae
Gene: Orp8
Product: oxysterol-binding protein-related protein 8
Exons: 19
Coding region: 268-2907 (879 amino acids)
Cellular component (GO): cytosol; intracellular membrane-bounded organelle; membrane
Molecular function (GO): cholesterol binding
Source: RefSeq, a predicted model, not a curated record